Molecule: messenger RNA, 3350 nt
Organism: Panicum virgatum (switchgrass)
Lineage: Eukaryota; Viridiplantae; Streptophyta; Magnoliopsida; Poales; Poaceae
Product: S-type anion channel SLAH3-like
Exons: 4
Coding region: 1235-3088 (617 amino acids)
Biological process (GO): intracellular monoatomic ion homeostasis; transmembrane transport
Cellular component (GO): membrane
Molecular function (GO): voltage-gated monoatomic anion channel activity
Source: RefSeq, a predicted model, not a curated record
GGCGGCGCGCGCGGCCGAUCCAGGCUGACCGAUCCCCGAGCUUGCUCCAGCUAAUCAUCGUCCUGUCCUGCAUUACCCACUAGCUAACCAUGAUUUAAAAUCCUCUUGCGCAAGGGCCGUUCUGUUGCACUGGUCAUCUGCCCAUGUACUACUAUCUCUGCACUACAGCGCCACACGGCACAUCCCGCGCGCGAGCCGGUCACGGCGGCGUACGUGGACCGGCCUACCGCUGCUCCGGCCAGAUUUCGGUGACGGCACGAGGGAGAUACUUAUGUGAUAUUUUUAUACUAACAAGAGUGAGUCAAAGAGCGUGCUAUAAAUUACGGAAUAGAAACAUAGCUUGAUGCUAAUACGAUCAUUUUCCAUCUUCCACUAUAUGAAUUUAUUAUUUCCUAAAAAAUAUAUGAAUUUAUUAUAUCUAAACUUUGUAUAGUGGUGGGAUGUCAAAUUCUAAGCUGGAUAGUCUAAUUUAUCAAGCAGAUUUCAAUUUCUCCAAAAUGAGAGAAUCCAAACGGCCCCUUAGAUUAUUUCUUCGUUGCGCGCCUUUUGCUCACGUAUACAAUCCAAGGUACUACGCGGCGACAACGCCAAAUUGCUGCCGACAUUUUCCUUGUCACGCCGUUGGCAUGCACUUCGCCGCCUCGUGUCUGAAUUGUUAUAGGUUCCUCUUUAUACGACGUUACUUCAGGCCAUCGAUCGGUUACAUUGCGGGGUGCCGGCCGGCUGCCAAGCUAGCUGCCCUUGGUAUCAUACGGUUUGCCGUCACGCAACAGAAGAAACGGAAACCCCCCGAUUUGCUGUUGCGCGUGCCAACUACUGGCAUUCUGGCCGUCACGGACGCGCGCAAAUCCGUUGCAGUUGAGCAGAUCGGGCCUUUCUUGCCGGUACUGGCGCCACUGCCUGCCAUCGAUGCAACCAAUCAGCAGCUACUGCCUACACUGGCCAUUUAAAAAGGCCCCAACCCUUUUGCCCUCAUGCCCUGCACAUGCUCGCAGCGUCCUCCAUCGACAACAUUUUCCUCUAGCGCUGCUGCUGGUGUUGAGAAAGAUCGGGCGAUCCUCGUCUCCUAUAUGCCCAGCAAUUCGCAGGAACCGUCCAGAUAUCUCCUUCUCCUGCCACCUCACAUCGGAUUGCCAUUUCAGUUUUGUCUGCCAAAUCUGCUCAUCGUCAGGUUUAAUUCGUUUUCCAGCGCGUCGACACUUGUCUCUCUCGCUCUCGGUCGGCGGAGCGAGCCAUGGAGGGGGCCAACGGCAAUAGCAACGGCACUACCACGCCCCGCGCCGUGCCGCCGCUUCUCGCCGACGUCGAGGUCUCCAACCUGCCCGGAUUCGACGUCACCCCGACGCCGAGCCCGCGCCCGCAGCCCAGCCCCAAGAAGGCGCCCCGCCCCGGGGUGCCGCCGCUGGACCGCGUGACGCGCCGCAGCGAGGUGGUGCUCCCGCCGCUGGAAUCGCCGUUCCAGGCGCCGGGCUACCGCUCCGUGCAGCCGGUGUCCAUCAGCCUCCCCGCGUCGCCGAGCGGCUUCGGCGCGCCGGCCGUCCCCGCGGUGGCGACCGGCGCGGGCGACCCGGACGGCCUGCGCCGGCAGGCCAUGGCGAACGCCGCGGCGCAGCCGUCGCCGCCGCCCGCGCAGCAGGACAAGGAGGGAGGGAGCGUCCGGUUCGCGCACCAGCCGGACAAGGUGGUGUUCCGGUCGCAGCCCAUCCCCGGCGGCCAGCCCGCCGCGCGCCCCCGGGCGGGCCGCGCCGGCAGCAGGGUCAUGAGCCGGGACAAGCGCUACGACUCGUUCAAGACCUUCUCCCCGAAGCUGGAGCGGCAGCUCACACACCUGACGGGCGCGCCGGAGGCGCACGACGGCGAGGAGGACGGCGAGGACGACGCCAUCACCGCCAGCCGCAGCACGUCCAUGCCCAAGGUGGACCGCUUCUUCGCGGCGCUGGAGGGCCCCGAGCUCGACAAGCUCAAGUCGUCCGAGGAGCUGGUGCUGCCGUCGGACAAGAAGUGGCCGUUCCUGCUCCGGUUCCCCGUGUCGGCGUUCGGCAUCUGCCUGGGUGUGAGCAGCCAGGCCAUCCUGUGGAAGACGAUCGCCACGUCGGCGCCCACAACGUUCCUCCACGUCGGCGCCAGGGCGAACCUGGUGCUCUGGUGCAUCUCCGUGGCGCUCAUGUGCGCCAUCACGGCCGUGUACGCGCUCAAGGUCGCCUUCUUCUUCGAGGCGGUGCGGCGCGAGUACUACCACCCGAUCCGCGUCAACUUCUUCUUCGCGCCGUGGAUCGCGUGCCUGUUCCUGGCCAUCGGCGUGCCGCCGUCCGUGGCGACGGAGCUGCCGCGGUGGCUCUGGUACGCGCUGAUGGCGCCCGUGCUGGUCCUGGAGCUCAAGAUCUACGGCCAGUGGAUGUCCGGCGGGCAGCACCGGCUGUCCAGGGUGGCCAACCCGUCCAACCACCUGUCCGUGGUGGGCGACUUCGUGGGCGCGCUGCUGGGCGCGUCCAUGGGGCUCCGCGAGGGCCCCGUCUUCUUCUUCGCCGUGGGGCUCGCGCACUACAGCGUGCUGUUCGUGACGCUGUACCAGCGGCUCCCCACGAACGAGACGCUGCCCAAGGAGCUCCACCCGGUGUUCUUCCUCUUCGUGGCGGCGCCGAGCGUGGCGUCCAUGGCGUGGGCCAGGAUCACGGGCGAGUUCGGGUACGGCUCCCGGGUGGCCUACUUCAUCGCCAUGUUCCUGUACGCGUCGCUGGCGGUGCGGAUCAACUUCUUCCGCGGCUUCCGCUUCUCGCUGGCGUGGUGGGCCUACACGUUCCCGAUGACCGGCGCCGCCAUCGCGUCCAUCCGCUACUCGACGGAGGUGGACAACACCUUCACCAAGGCGCUCUGCGUGGCGCUGUCCGCGGUCGCCGUGCUCACGGUGGCGGCGCUGUUCGCCACCACGCUGGUGCACGCCUUCGUGCUCCGGAACCUCUUCCCCAACGACAUCUCCAUCGCCAUCACGGAGCGCAAGAUGAAGCCCAUCGUGGAGCUGCACGAGAGCCAGGGCGAGGACGGAAGCACCAAGAGCAACGACAUCGCGGCCGGCGGCGGCGCGCAGUGACACUGAUGGCCUGCCUGAAUCCUGAUGGGGCGGCGGCGGCCACGGGGCUGAAGCCUGAAGGAGUCGCCGAGCUCCACGUACGUGGGGGAAUGACGCGAUUCUCGGAUUGGCCUGCUUGGAUUGGUGCUAGCUUGGUUGCAGCUAUUAGUAAUCCAGUAUAGUUUAUAGUCAGUAAAAACUACAUGUACAGAGUCGAUUGCGUCGUAUGGAUUGGUAUUUGUCGUGGAAAUAUGCUUUUUUAAGCAGUCUCGAUUCUACUUUA